GGAAAGUAGGGAUGGAAAUGUCUUCGCUCUUCUACAAAAAUAAAAGAAAAGAAAAGAAAAGAAAAUUAAACUCCCUUCCCCCUCCAAAAAUCUUUUAUAAUUCACCACCAGCUCAGAUCGAGAGAGUUCUAUAGAUACGGCCAGGAGGAGGAGGAGGUGGAGGAGGAGGUUCGAUGGAGGCGGCGAGCGGCAAAGAGGCGGAGAAGAUCAAGGAAGAGGAUACCGUCGAAAUCAAGCGCGAGGCGGAGACGGAGGAGGACGAGAGCGCGCUCCUUCUCUCCCUCAAAGCGGGCAUCAACGCCGACUCCAACAGCAGGAACACGGCAACGCCAAUGCCGAACGAUCCGGCCGGCUCCCAGCUCACCAUCUUUUACAACGGCGCCGUCGGCGUCUACGACGCCGUCCCAGCGGAGAAGGCUCAGGCGAUCAUGCUCAUCGCCGCCGCAGCUGCGGCCGCCGCGAAUAACCGCAAUGCCGCCGCCAAGGCGUCGCCGGCGCUCGCGAGGUCUCUGUCGCUGCAGAGCUCCUCAGGAGGGGCAUCGCCGCAGAACCAGCUCAUUGCCGGUCCCGGCAAUUCCCUCCGCAAGCUGCAAGCUGAGCUGCCUGGGGCUAGGAGGAACUCGCUUCAGCGGUUCUUGGAGAAGCGCCGGGACAGGUUGGUGAGCAAAGCUCCGUAUGCUUCCGCGAAACCAUCAUCAGAUAGCAUGGAAGUGUCUGUGGAGGGAAAGCCUCAAAUCUCUUGACCCGUCUGCAUGGCUGUCCAAUCCAAUUAUCCUACGGUUGUCUAAAUUAAAGCUUUGUUAUUGUAAGAAUCUUGACCUGGGUAUAGACCUAAUCCUUCUAUUUAUAUAAGCUCUUGUUGUUUCGGACUUCUUGGUGUAUCUUGACUUAUUUCCUGUGACAUCUGUAUGUUCGUCUCUACCAUCAGACAGAUGUUUCUCUAAUUAUGUAUCAGUUUCUAGACGCUGCUAAGUAUGACUUCUAGCUAUUGGCGAAAAUGAAAAAUUAGAGGCAUGUUUGAUGCUGCUUUUAUUUA
Phoenix dactylifera (date palm) is the source of this 1036-nucleotide messenger RNA. RefSeq names its product protein TIFY 3-like. Lineage: Eukaryota; Viridiplantae; Streptophyta; Magnoliopsida; Arecales; Arecaceae. Gene Ontology annotation, cellular component: nucleus. Gene Ontology annotation, biological process: regulation of defense response; response to wounding; regulation of jasmonic acid mediated signaling pathway. The record is from RefSeq and is a predicted model, not a curated record.